This is a messenger RNA of Aspergillus saccharolyticus JOP 1030-1, 2019 nucleotides long. RefSeq lists its product as uncharacterized. Lineage: Eukaryota; Fungi; Ascomycota; Eurotiomycetes; Eurotiales; Aspergillaceae. The record is from RefSeq and is a predicted model, not a curated record. The coding region runs from base 100 to 2019 and encodes 639 amino acids. The transcript has a single exon.
CUAGUUUCUUAGCCAUCAGCAAAACUCCCUUAGCAACAACCUUGGAAGCUGGUCCUUCCUUGCUAAUAUCUUUUCCAUCUUUAUUCAGCCUCAGCCAACAUGUCUCACGAACUGUCCUACUACCGGCCUUCCACCCCGCCUGCGAUGCAGUUGCAAGGGUUCAUCGGUGCAAACCAUAGCCGUCACGCAUCUGACUCUUCUCUAUACUCUAAUAAUUCUUCUCCAUGGUCCGCUGUCACAGUGACAACAAGUCCAAUCAUCAGUUCACCUCCGCGGCAUCAUCAUGGCCCUGCACUGCUUCCCAAGAUUCGGCCACAGGACAUAGUGAUUGAACCCAAAUCUACCAGCGGGCCUCAAGGCCAGCGUCGUGUUCUCUCCAACACGCGCAACCCUGCGGGCCUAGUGAAUUUACCCACUUCUCGGUCUAGCCAGCGGGCUUCCGCUUCGGACUAUCUCGCUUUAGCAUCCCCUGGUUCGGUUCCUCCUGUUUACAAGACACAAGGUGGACCGUCUUUAGCAUCGCCAGUGAGUCUGACGCCGUCGUACAAGCGCAAAACCGCUGGUGGUCACACUCGAUCGGUAUCUACCUCUAUCAUCGAUGACUCGAAAGAGGGUCGGUAUGGAUAUUCAACCUGCCGGCAAGUCUCCAGGUGCUUGAUCCAGCCCCAGGGCACACUCACCGCACCUAUCACGCCUAUCACACCGAACAUUGUGGUGUAUCCAGCGUAUGUCGAGUCACCCGCGGAGCCGUCUCAUCCCAGAACUUGGCCUCCCAGUGAGGUCCCGAUGCCGUUGAUACUGCCAGGCUCACCCUACAGCUGCACGCGGACUUCCAGCGCUCAGUGCUCGCCGGUUGGGUCCUGCCACCAGACGGACGGGGAUUCAACCACGUUACUUUCCUAUCUCACUGCGCCAACUCAAGCAGUGAAUCUUGUUCGUAACGUCAGCGUGAUCCCCACGCGGGGGUUGCACGACUACUUCUGGUGGGACAUUCGCAACUUGCGCAGCUGGUCGUCCUUCUCUUUGGAGACCAUCAACUCGGUCGACGGGCUCUCAAAACUUCUCCAGACAGCCAUUCCGUCCCAGUUCACCCCCGUGAACGUACUCCCCAGCUCUCACCUGUCACCUGACUCCGAGGCUGCUCUGAUCAAUGUGCUACGAGACAUCUACGCUCCUCGAGUGAACGCAGCAUUAGCCGUAUCGCAGGGCCCGGACCAUCUGACUCUCUACGAUGCUCCCAUUCCGCGGGUCUCGGGCAACAAAAACUACGGAGGGCCGCACUUUCUAGCCAACUACGCAUCCGACACGGAACGGACCAGCGCGGGCCUUCCGCGCGGACGACUCGUUGGGAUCGUCAAGACUUUCGAUCGGUGGAACACGGGGAUGCGCAACGAAGCGCCUCACCGCCGGGUCGAAUACCUCAACGGACUGGCGCAUCUGCAGCGGUGCAUGCGCGAGCACUCGUGUCGGUACGGGUUCAUUCUGACUGAGAUUGAGCUGGUGUGUGUACGGGCGGGCUGUGACGAGGGGGACGAUGUGCCUUAUUUUGGAUUCUUGGAGGUGUCGGCGCCUAUCCCUACCAAGCUGGCGGCCUAUGGGGAUUACUCGGCGGAUCGAUGCCCCUAUCCCCAUUCACCGGCCCCCUCCAACGACAGCUCCUUGGCCAGCCAAUCCCCGGUUCUGGAUGCUUACCGGAUGCCCUCCGAGGGGCUCGAGGGGCCGAUGACAGCGAGUCUGGCGCUGUACUUUCUCCUGAUGUUGUCAAAGUCGGUGCCGCUCCCCUCGCAGCCGUCGGCCCAUCUCAAUGUGGGCGGGCCGGGGGCAUUGACUCGGCAGCGCGUUCUCCCCGACGGGAAGGACAAAUGGAUUCCCGAGCCGCAGAUCGGGGAGCGACGGGAUGCCAAGCGGGUUCGGGGGUGGGUGUGGCCGCAGGAUGCGUGGCAUCGGCGGGAGGGCGGCGGGGUGCCUCGUUCGCGGGCGAUGACGACCGAACCGAGGACGAAAAAGUGGCAUAAAUAG